AUGAUCUAUGGGUUUAAAUUGGUAGUGAUGAAGAUAGGUUCUAGAUUUUGAUGUUAACAUGUGGCAGUGGUAGGUGAAGUAGAUGGGUGGUGUUGGUCAAAACGCAAAGAGCUUUGCUUUGAGAAAAAGAAAAAGGAAGUCAUAUCCAAACUCCAAUCCUUUCAUGCAGCAGACAUUGAAAAAGAUAUAUUAUGUCCCUUAAUAUGACAUCUUAUUUGUCAAAAGGGGAUUUGAAGUAUGUUGUUUUAAAAUUUUCCUGAAUUCACUGUAUGUUAUGGAUUUCUCUUAAGAUCCACACAAGAGGCAUCCAAAUUAAAGACCUAAAAGAAGGUGAAAAACCUGAUACCUAAUAUCUGUAACCAAUAGGAAAUCCAAAGAUAAAUUUCCAUCUAUGUGAAUUGAAAUUGUAUUGAUUACAUUUCAUCAAACAUGUGGAGUGCUCAGCAUUUAUAAUAUGAAUGUAUGCAUGCAUGUAACUUUUAAUUUUUCUGUAGUAGGUAAAUCGUCAGUUUCUAUUUUUGCAAUUUGUUCAUUUCUUAUAAAUUUCCUUUCCCAUUAGGAAAAGAUUUUGUGCUUCCAAUGACCAGAAAAUAGAGGUCUUUUGAGAUUCUAAUGCUUUUAUUUUGGUGAGUGAAUAGUCAUUAUAAAAAAUGAAAGUAAAGCUAAAUAGUCAUUAUAAAAAAUGAAAGUAGAGCUACCCGAAUAAAUGGUACAUGUACACAGGCAAAGCUACAAGCAGUCUAGAAAGCAUUUGAUUCUAAUGCUUUUAUUCUUAAGUAUUGGACUUACUGGCUCAUUCAUUGUGCAUUCAAAUGACAUUAAUAUGCACACAUUUGUGCUUAAUAACCUACUUGAUGUGUGUGUGUGUGUGUACUUUUCCAGGGGCUGCUGUAAUGCUUGCAGAGUUGGCUGUAGAGGCUGAUUUGCCUAAUGGUGUCUUAAAUAUAGUUCAUGGCAGCAAUGAAAUUGUUAAUGCUAUUUGUGAUGAUGAUGAUGUUAAAGCUAUCUCAUUUGCUGGUCUGAAUGUGGCAGGCACUUACGUAUAUGCAAGAGCAUCAGCAAAAGGGAAGCGUAUCCAGUCCAAUGUUGGAGCAAAAAAUCAUGCAGUUGUCAUGCCUGAUGCAAGCAUGGAUGCCACUUCAAAUGCACUAGUUGCUGCUGGUUUCGGUGCUGCAGGACAAAAGUGCACGGCACUUAGCAUAGUUGUUUUAAGAAAAUUUGAUAGACAAGGAUCCAAGCAAGGCAAUUUCCCUGUUCUGGUCUGCCAUAAAUGCAAUUGUGAUGAAACGAUUGGAUUAAUAUGAUGAGGCAAUUGAGGCUAUCAAAUCUUUUCGUCUUCUCUGCCCUUAUGAUUCUCAGGAAUCUCUUUGCAAUAUGUUAGUUGAACUCUACAAGGGGAGGUAUUUCUGCACACUUAGUAUACGGGAUGGUUCUGGAAUUUUUUAAAGUUCUGUAUGAACUAUUUGGCAUGCUCUGUACUUUUUCCUGGCCUUUGAAUUCUCCACUAUUGUUUUUGUCUAGGAGAAACAGAUAUAUAUAUAUAUAUAUAUAUUUGCAUGAGAAUUGCAAUUCCCUCUUGGUGCACAAGUAGCAUUUUUUGUUCCAUUGGAUUAGAUUUGCUAAUGAAGUAGCAUGGUUUAAAGUCAAAGCAAUUGUAAACUCUUUUUCUUAAGUUAGAAUUAAUCUACUCUAUCUUUUUUCUUCU
Messenger RNA from Quercus robur (English oak), 1705 nucleotides. RefSeq names its product methylmalonate-semialdehyde dehydrogenase [acylating], mitochondrial-like. The record is from RefSeq and is a predicted model, not a curated record. The transcript is spliced from 7 exons. Gene Ontology annotation, molecular function: methylmalonate-semialdehyde dehydrogenase (acylating, NAD+) activity; malonate-semialdehyde dehydrogenase (acetylating, [NAD(P)+]) activity. Gene Ontology annotation, cellular component: mitochondrion. Gene Ontology annotation, biological process: thymine catabolic process; L-valine catabolic process. The coding region runs from base 813 to 1304 and encodes 163 amino acids. NCBI's taxonomy places the organism in Eukaryota, Viridiplantae, Streptophyta, Magnoliopsida, Fagales, Fagaceae.